AUGAAAAAUGAAUUAUUUAGUAGCAAAAAUCCAAAAAUCUCUAAUAAAAUAUUUGAAGGACCUAUUAGAGCAGCAUUUUAAUCAAAUGCAGGAGAAAAAGAUCCUGAUCCCUUGGCUAUUUAAGAAGUUUAAAAGGCUGCUGUCCAUUUUUUAUAAAGAGUAUUGGAGAAAUCAAUAAAGAGAUCAAUUGAAAAAUAAGAAGACAAUUUAAAAUUGAAUAUAGAAGAUGUCAUGUAUUAAUUUAGAGUAAUAAUAUUUAACAUUUAUUAGAAUCAACCUAAAUUUUUAGAUUUAUGUGCUAGAAAAAUAAUCUAUAUUAGUAGAUUGCAUGAUAUGAGUAAAAAAAAAUCAUAUAUGAAUGAAAAUGCAUAAGAUAAAGAAGAAGGAUAAGAAGAAAGGGAAUAUGAAGAUGAUGCCAAAGAAAUUGCUUAAUAUGCAGGUCUUUUUAAUUGA
Paramecium primaurelia is the source of this 453-nucleotide messenger RNA. Lineage: Eukaryota; Ciliophora; Oligohymenophorea; Peniculida; Parameciidae. The record is from the annotation of a GenBank genome assembly.